Homalodisca vitripennis (glassy-winged sharpshooter) is the source of this 645-nucleotide messenger RNA. RefSeq lists its product as uncharacterized. The record is from RefSeq and is a predicted model, not a curated record. The coding region runs from base 1 to 315 and encodes 104 amino acids. Lineage: Eukaryota; Metazoa; Arthropoda; Insecta; Hemiptera; Cicadellidae. The transcript has 2 exons.
AUGAAUGGUUGGCUUGUGAGGACUUCCCAGCAUUAUAACGGGAACUUUUCAAACAGGCUUCCAGAUGUACAAUUUGGAGUGUGGCUGGUUUUGGUGGGGGGUGCUAGAGCUUGCCUCAGUUCAUUGUCUACACCAUCGCAGGCAGAGGACAGCACAGCCCUAUUGGUAAAGGGUAAUGGUGGCAGUCCUCUGGUGUGUCCCAGCAGGAACAACCCCAACGUGUACGUGCAAGCUGGCAUCGUAGUUUGGGCAUUGACUGUGGCACUGAGACUCCAGGUGUCUAUGUUAACGUCCCUAACUUCAUUGACUGGAUAAAAAAACAACUUGCGGGAUCGAGACAUCUUCCUCGACUUCUAGAGGCUGUCAGCAUGACAACUGGACUAUAGAAACGUUGUGAGGAGGACGGAACUGCUCGAACGAACAUAAUGGUUAUUCCUUGUUGCUGUGACUAUCUGCGUCAGAUUAUUGUUGCCCUACGUCAUUUGUAGUAACUUAGUUGAACGUUGCAGAAAUCAUUACGUUUUAUUGUUAUAAAAUAAACUUAUAUACAAACACAUUACGUUAAUUAUGUAAAUUAAAUAUUUAUGCAUAUUACAUUGAAUCACCACAGUACUUCUUGGUAAAACAAUGUAUUUGUCUAACUAU